CCUAUUUCUAGCCCCGGGAAUACCAAGUGUCGACCUCUUAAGUCUCCGGCAGAUCCCGGAGUUUCACCCGUGAUAAUCGCCUGUCUCACGUUUUAGUAAUGCUUGUGAACCGGUCUCAUAUAGUUCGUGUCCUACGGGACCUAGUGUUGUGCAUCCUCUAGUCUAUUUUUUUUCUAGCAUGUCUCGCCGAAUUCCUUCGUUUUCUCCACAUAGUGUGAUUAGCUUUACUAGCGUUGCUGUAGACUGCUUGUCAACGCUAGGGCAUAAUGCUGAGGUCACGAAGUUGGUUUACUACAGAAUAUACUUGUCUGUGGCAGGUGUAGCAUGUUCUCAAUUGCCAAGCUGGGAAACAAGUGAAAGGUACCUUUGACUCUACUUCACCACCCACAAUCUGAUUUACUACU
Messenger RNA from Bipolaris maydis ATCC 48331, 404 nucleotides. The record is from RefSeq and is a predicted model, not a curated record. NCBI's taxonomy places the organism in Eukaryota, Fungi, Ascomycota, Dothideomycetes, Pleosporales, Pleosporaceae.